AGCCAGCAGCUUCAGCCCACCAUUUGCACUCUUCUCUCUCUCUCUCUCUCUCUCUCUCUCUCCAACUGCAUCCAACUUCUGCCUGCACUCACUCACAGAAUUCAUUCUCAACUCAACUUGCCCUCCCUCCACUACACCACCACCACGUCGGGGGAACGAUACGAUAAUUGUAUCAGUUCCAUUCAAUUAAAUGUACAUGGCUAUGCAGUCUCCGAUUCGAUAAUCUCUCAUUUCGGGGAGGAGAAGAGAGGAGAUCACAUCAUGUCGUCGUCGUCGUCUUUCAGGAAGUCUUCGUUGAGAGUUGUGGAUCAUCGCGGUGGCGCAAACGAUGGGGAUGACUAUUUGGUGGAGAGCGUCCACGAAAGGCUCCGGUCGUCUCGAGGCAGCCGAUUCGCCUUGAUCGCCAACGAGUUGGGGCUCGAUUCGUCAGAGCGGAGGCUUAACAGCAGGCAGAGCGUCAUUGACGGCUUGAAGGACCUCUCCCAAGGCUUGUUCAUCCAUCCCGAUAACAGGUGGUACAAGGCAUGGGAGAAAUUUAUACUGCUAUGGGCAAUUUACUCUUCAUUCUUUACUCCAAUGGAAUUUGGAUUCUUCAAAGGACUGCCAAAGAACCUCUUUGUUUUAGAUAUCGUCGGCCAAGUAGCUUUUCUCAUCGACAUCUUACUGCAAUUCUUUGUGGCCUACAGAGACACCCAUUCCUACAAAAUGGUUUGCAACCAUAACCUCAUUGGUCUCCGGUAUCUUAAGUCUCAUUUCUUCCCCGACCUUCUUGGUUGUAUGCCUUGGGAUCUGAUCUAUAAGGCAGUUGGGAAAAAGGAAGAAGUCCGGUAUCUUCUGUGGAUCAGGCUAACUCGGGUUCGUAAAAUUACAGAAUUCUUCCAGAGGAUGGAAAAGGACACUAGAAUCAACUAUCUAUUUACAAGAAUAGUAAAACUCAUUACGGUAGAACUCUAUUGUACGCAUACGGCAGCAUGCAUAUUCUACUUUUUGGCUACCACUCUCCCCGAAGAGAAGGAGGGAUAUACAUGGAUCGGGAGUUUAAAGCUGGGAGACUAUAGUUACUCUCAUUUCAGAGAAAUUGAUAUAUGGCAGCGUUACACUACUUCAUUAUAUUUUGCCAUUGUUACCAUGGCAACAGUAGGCUAUGGAGAUAUACAUGCUGUCAAUCUGAGAGAAAUGAUCUUCAUCAUGAUUUAUGUCUCCUUUGACAUGAUUCUUGGCGCGUAUUUGAUCGGUAACAUGACUGCAUUAAUUGUGAAAGGAUCAAAAACAGAAAGGUACAGGGACAAAAUGACGGAUCUUAUCAAGUAUAUGAAUAGAAAUGGGCUAGAUAGGGACCUCCGCAAUCAAAUAAAAGGACACUUGCGUUUGCAAUACGAAAGCAGCUACACUGAUGCUGCUGUUCUCCAAGAUAUCCCAAUCUCCAUCCGUGCUAAGAUAUCUCAGACUCUCUAUAGAUCAUACGUCGAGAAUAUUCCGCUUUUCAAGGACUGCUCAGCAGAAUUUAUCAAUCACAUUGUAACCCGGGUCCAUGAGGAGUUCUUCCUCCCGGGAGAAGUCAUAAUGGAACAGGGGAAUGUCGUUGAUCAGCUCUAUUUUGUCUGUCAUGGUGUUCUGGAGGAGGUUGGAAUAGGAGCAGACGGCACAGAAGAGAAUGUCACUCUUCUAGAGGUCAACUCCUUAUUCGGUGAGAUCUCCAUUCUCUGCAACAUCCCCCAGCCUUACACUGUCCGUGUUUGUGAAUUAUGUCGCCUUCUUCGUAUCGACAAACAGUCUUUCUCAAAUAUCCUCGAGAUCUAUUUCAAUGAUGCUCGUAAAGUCUUGAAUAACUUGUUGGAGGGCAAAGAAUCUAAUCUUCGAGUGAAGCAAUUGGAGACAGACAUAACAUUCCAUAUUGAAAAGCAAGAGGCAGAACUUGCUCUGCGAGUGAACAAUGCAGCAUAUUACGGCGAUCUUUAUCAGCUUAAAAGCAUGAUUCGAUCUGGAGCUGAUCCCAACAAGAAGGAUUAUGAUGGAAGAUUGCCUCUGGUAUGUACUAAGCUCCGAUCCCCGGCAACAUGGACAUGUGUGUCUUUUUUUUUUUGUUUUCAUAAUAAUAACACAUUAUUAAUUGCAUUUUCACAGCAUCUUGCUGCAUCCAGAGGAUACGAAGAUAUAACCGUGUUCCUUAUUAAAGCAGGCGUAGAUGUGAAUGCUGAAGAUAAUUUUGGCAACACACCGUUGUUUGAAGCCAUCAAGAGUGGACAUGACAGGGUUGCUUCAUUGCUUUCGCAACAAGGGGCCGUAAUGAAGAUUGCGAAUGCAGGUAGCUUCUUGUGCACGGUGGUGGCAAGAGGUGAUUCGGAUUUCCUGAGGAGAGUUUUGGCCAAUGGCAUCGAUCCAAACUCCCAAGACUACGAUCAUCGAACCCCACUGCAUGUAGCUGCCUCUCAAGGACUCUAUCUCAUGGCAAAGCUGCUUGUCGAAGCCGGAGCCAGUGUAUUCUCAAAAGACAGAUAUGGAAACACUCCAUUGGAUGAAGCUACCAUGGGCGGAAACAGAAACAUGAUCAGACUUCUGGAAGAGGCGAAGAAGGCGCAACUAUCGGAAUUUCCAAAUUGCUCUCAAACCGUCACAGAUCGAUUAACAAUGGUGCAUCAUCAUAAGAAGAAGUGCACUGUAUUCCCGUUCCCUCCGUGGUGUGAAGACGAUGAAGAUAGGAGUAAGAGGAGACAUGGGGUUGUAAUGUGGGUGCCUAACACCAUUGAAGAGCUAAUAGAAAGUGCAUCCAAACAGCUGGAGUUGUCAUCAUCGUGUAUUAUUAUUUUAUCCCAAGAUGCAGGUCAAAUUUGUGACGUUGAUAUGAUAACAGAUGGCCAAAAAUUGUAUCUAAACCAACCAACCUCUAGUUAGUUAGUGACACCAAAAAGGGCCGUGUGUGAUUAUAGAUAUAUGGGCGUAAAUAUAAUGGUGGUAAUUUUAUAGGAUCAAUAUACAUAU
This is a messenger RNA of Andrographis paniculata, 2979 nucleotides long. Its product is annotated as potassium channel SKOR-like. Gene Ontology annotation, biological process: transmembrane transport; potassium ion transport. Gene Ontology annotation, molecular function: voltage-gated potassium channel activity; protein binding. The record is from RefSeq and is a predicted model, not a curated record. The transcript has 12 exons. The coding region runs from base 262 to 2892 and encodes 876 amino acids. Lineage: Eukaryota; Viridiplantae; Streptophyta; Magnoliopsida; Lamiales; Acanthaceae. Gene Ontology annotation, cellular component: membrane.